AUGUCAAAUUACGAAGACUUAGUUGUGCACAGCACAUUGUGUAACCAGCCCUCGGAACAAAUGGUCUCUGCACUACGAAACAUCGAAAAAGCAGUACUCGAAAUACGGGAAGAAAUGACGCGCCUUCUGCCGCAAGAUAAUUUGCAGAACAAGGGGCAGCAAGUAAUCCGGCGCCUCGAAAUUAUCUCGUUGUCAUUUUACGUUUCAAUUCUUGCUCUAAGUGCAUUUCUCUUUUUCUAUCACGAUUGGUACUGCGCAAUUGGUCACAAUCCUUGCGGACAAGCAAACUUGAAAUGCCCGUGGAUGAAGCCAACUCCCCAACACCAGACCUGCUUCUGA
This is a messenger RNA of Gongylonema pulchrum, 339 nucleotides long. The record is from the annotation of a GenBank genome assembly. Lineage: Eukaryota; Metazoa; Nematoda; Chromadorea; Rhabditida; Gongylonematidae.